GUCCAAACCGAACAUUGAAUUAUAGUCAAACCAAAUUACUUAUUCGAUUUGAUUUGAUUCGGAGUACCGUUUUUUACCAAAUUAAUUACACCCCUCGCCUAUCCGAAUUCUUCUGGGUAACCCAAUAUUCAAAGACGGAACUUCCAAUAUCUUUGCUAACUUUCUUCCAUCAAAUCUAAGCUCAAAAUACUUUACUCUUUUGAAAUCAUGGCAGUUUUCAACUUAAAAGCUCUGAUCUUUAUGUGGAUUUGUUUGGUUGUUCCUUCAGUUCUUGCCAAACCCGUUAAAUACUGCGAUAAUAAAGGUAAUUAUCCAGUGAAGGUCAAAGGGGUUGACAUUGUGCCUGAUCCAGUGAAACCUGGCAAAGAAGCAGUUUUCAGCAUCUCUGCUUACUCUGUGGAAGCUAUCUCCGGAGGGAAGGUAAAGAUCAACGUGGCAUAUUUUGGACUUCCAGUGCACAGUCAGACUAUUGAUCUUUGCAGCGAAACAUCCUGUCCUGUAACAGCAGGCGAUUUUGUGCUCUCACACUCACAAACUUUGCCGAUUUUCACUCCCCCGGGCUCGUAUACUCUAAAGAUGACUAUGGAAAGCAACAACAAUCACUUGCUAACCUGCAUCAAAUUUGAUUUCUCCAUUGGCUUUGGAGCAUCUGUUUCGGAUAGUUGAGCGUUUCCUUCAAACGUGUGCUUGCUUCGUGAAGUCCAAUGUUUUGUAAUGGAUUUCGGUGUGAUAUAAUGUACUUUGAGUUCAGCUCUUACUCUUUUAUGUGGAGAUUAAUAAUGUGCUUCUGUUGGAAGUUAUUCACGCUUUAUUCGA
Molecule: messenger RNA, 816 nt
Organism: Amaranthus tricolor (Joseph's coat)
Lineage: Eukaryota; Viridiplantae; Streptophyta; Magnoliopsida; Caryophyllales; Amaranthaceae
Exons: 4
Coding region: 208-666 (152 amino acids)
Biological process (GO): intracellular sterol transport
Molecular function (GO): sterol binding
Source: RefSeq, a predicted model, not a curated record